This is a messenger RNA of Radiomyces spectabilis, 2833 nucleotides long. RefSeq names its product glycosyltransferase family 20-domain-containing protein. The transcript is spliced from 5 exons. The record is from RefSeq and is a predicted model, not a curated record. Gene Ontology annotation, molecular function: alpha,alpha-trehalose-phosphate synthase (UDP-forming) activity. NCBI's taxonomy places the organism in Eukaryota, Fungi, Mucoromycota, Mucoromycetes, Mucorales, Radiomycetaceae. The coding region runs from base 112 to 2415 and encodes 767 amino acids. Gene Ontology annotation, cellular component: cytosol; alpha,alpha-trehalose-phosphate synthase complex (UDP-forming). Gene Ontology annotation, biological process: trehalose biosynthetic process.
GUAUUUCACUUGAACGCAUAUUCUUUUUCUUCUCCUGUCCCGCACACUUUUUUUCUUUUUCUUUUUCUCUUGUCCUCUUUCUUCUCCACUGUAUAACAAAAGAAAAAGAUCAUGUCUUCGUCCAAUACCAAGCCAGAGGGAAACGAUAAGCUUCGUCUUCUCGUGGUCUCCAACCGUCUGCCAGUGACGGUGACCAAGAACCCUGAAACUAAUGACUACGACUUCAAAAUGUCGUCAGGUGGUCUGGUGGCUGCAUUAAGCGGUCUCAAGAAAAUGAUGACAUUUACAUGGAUCGGAUGGCCAGGUCUUGACGUUCCGCAAGAAGAUCGGAAACAUCUAGAAGAAAAGUUAUUGGAUGAAACCUCGACGAUGCCUGUCUUUGUCGAUAACGAUUUGGCGGAUCUCCAUUAUAACGGUUUCUCAAACAGUAUUCUGUGGCCUCUUUUCCAUUACCAUCCCGGUGAAAUCUCGUUCAAUGAAGAAUGGUGGGAGGGUUAUCAGCGCGUCAAUCAAUUGUUCGCCGACGCUAUUGACAAGAUUGUCGAAGACGGUGAUCUUGUUUGGAUCCAGGACUAUCACCUGAUGCUUCUUCCCGCCAUGCUUCGAAAGAAAACCAAGAAGAACAUCAAGAUUGGUUGGUUCUUGCAUACACCUUUCCCCAGCAGUGAAAUCUAUAGAAUCUUGCCCGUGCGCAAAGAAAUUUUGCUCGGUGUUUUAGAGUGUGACCUUCUGGGUUUCCACACGUACGACUAUGCUCGCCAUUUUCUGUCGUCAUGCACGCGUAUUCUCGGACUUUCAACUAUGCCGAAUGGUGUGGAAUUCGAAGGAAGAUAUAUUCAAGUCGGAACUUUCCCCAUCGGUAUUGAUCCCGAAAAGUUCACCGAUGGCCUUAAAGAUUCCAAGAUUCAAGCCCGUAUUGAACAAUUAAAGAGCCGCUUCGGUGACUGCAAACUCAUUGUCGGUGUCGAUCGUCUCGAUUACAUCAAGGGUGUCCCCCAAAAGAUGCAUGCUAUGGAAGUGUUCCUGAGCCAGCAUCCUGAAUGGGUAGGCAAGGUUGUACUUGUGCAACUCGCCAUCCCGUCCCGUGAGGAUGUGGAAGAAUACCAGCAAUUGCGUAGCACCAUCAACGAAUUGGUCGGCCGUAUCAACGGUCAAUAUGGUACCGUGGAAUUUGUGCCUAUUCACUUUAUGCACCGUUCCAUUCCUUUCGAUGAACUGGUGGCUCUGUAUGCUGCUUCGGAUGUGUGCCUUGUCUCUUCUACUCGUGACGGUAUGAACUUGGUGUCUUACGAAUACAUUUCGUCGCAACAAGAGAAGCACGGUGUGUUGAUCCUUUCCGAAUUUGCCGGUGCGGCCCAGUCUUUGAAUGGUUCUAUUAUUGUGAAUCCCUGGAACACCGAAGAAUUGGCCAAUGCUAUUCACGAAGCAGUGACCAUGCCUGCCGAUGUGCGCAAAGCCAACCACCAGAAGCUUUACCGCUACGUGACCAAGUACACGGCCGCCUACUGGGGUGUCAGCUUUGUGAACGAACUGUGUCGUGUCAGCGAUGAAUUUGGUCAACGCGCUUCGAUGCCUCAGUUGGAUGUCAAGGAUGUGAUUCAGAAGGCCAAAGCAUCCCAAAAGAAGAAACUCAUCUUGUUGGACUAUGAUGGUACAUUGACUACCACACACAAGCUUCCCGAAUUUGCCAAACCUUCGGCAACAGUCUUGGAGCACCUCAAGGCGCUUGCUGCUCAGCCCGAUACGUACGUGUACAUCUUGUCUGGACGUGGACGACAACAUUUGGAUGCCUGGUUCGCCUCCACCGGUGUUGGUUUGUCUGCGGAACACGGCUGUUUCUACAAGCAUCCUGCCAGCGUGCGCGAGUCGAUCAAGCCGGCUGCUUCCUCCACGGACGGUAAACUGAUCAAGGAAGAAGAUAAUAACUGGUACUGCUUGGUGGAACAAAUCGAUCCCAGCUGGAAGGAAACCAUUCGUCCUCUGUUCCAACAUUACACGGAACGUACGCCUGGUUCAUUUAUUGAAGAAAAGGAAAUCAACUUGACCUGGCAUUACCGCAAUGCCGAUCCUGAAUUCGGCAGCUGGCAAGCCACCGAAUUGCAAGUGAACUUAGAGAAAUUGUUGAGCCACAUGGCACUAUCGAUUGUGCUCGGUAACAAGACAUUGGAAUUGCGACCUUCGUCUAUUGACAAAUCCACGGCUGUGCGCAACAUCAUCAAGGAUCUCGGUUUGCCCUCCAUUGACUUUAUCCUGUGUGUUGGUGACGGCAAGACGGAUGAGGUGGUCUUCUCCUACCUGAACGACAUCCCUCACGCUAUUACUAGCACGGUCGGAAAGAAGCAAACCGAAGCUCAGACAUAUAUCCCAACGGUCGAUAUGGUCAAUAGUCUGGUGGAAGACCUUGGCAAAUUGUAGAAAAAAGCAACCAACAAAAAAAAAAAACCCUUCCCCUCUUACGCUUGGAAACAUCACACGAAACCACAGCGAGAAAAGAAAUUCAUUACAGAAAGAAAUUCAUUGUUAAAACCCAUUAGUAACUUGUCUGUAUCCAAUAAUCCCACUUAUUAAAUCAUUUUUGUAAAAAUAAUAGGUGAUCAUAUGAACGUGAUGAGAGUUGUAAUUUAUAAAUGAAUUGAAAACGUAUGAUCAGUCAGCUAAAGUAAUAGAAGCGAGCCAAACAAUAAUAAUAAAAAAAGCAAUAAAGAUAGGAGGACAAAAAAAAGGUAAAGAAAAAUAACGUAAAUAUCAUACUUCAAGGAUGCGAUCGAGAAGAAAAAAAAGAGAUAAAGAGGAGGAUCGUGACGAUGGCGGAUACAUAGGGCAACAACCCCAC